Molecule: messenger RNA, 591 nt
Organism: Musca vetustissima
Lineage: Eukaryota; Metazoa; Arthropoda; Insecta; Diptera; Muscidae
Exons: 1
Coding region: 1-591 (196 amino acids)
Source: RefSeq, a predicted model, not a curated record
AUGGCUCCCGCACAAAUAAUGGAUCUAGCUGAAAGUGGAAUGAGUUAUUCACACAAAAAGUUCCAAGGUGGCAAUGCCCGUUAUGCCCAUAAGAAAUUUGGUACAAGGACGACACCAUCACCAACGACAGUCGCCGGCAUGUAUGGAGAAGCUAUGCCACAAUCAGUGCAGUUUGAUGGAACCACAAUUUGCAGCAGCAACAGCCAGGAGAAUGUGAUGGUGAACAAAAGCAAGAAAUCCUCACGGGGUGGUGAUAUUUUCCGACCCUAUGCCCUGGGUGAUAAUACACCACGCAAAAGGAAACAUCAAGAUGUCGAGGAAAAUGAUCAGCAAAAUGGAGAAUCAGAAGAAAAUCGCCAUUAUGGCAAAAGAUUUGCUGUAACAUCACCUAUUCCUCCUGCAGUAACAUCACCAGUUCUUCCAGCCCUAACAACCACACCCCCUUUGGAACCCUCUCUACCCCUACUACCCCCUCUAAUGCCAAUGUUUGGUCUCCAGCCACUGCAAUUCAAUGCCGAAACAUUUGCCCUAAUGUUCCGCAAACAACAUGAGGCUCUAUGUAUUGGUGAAACGCUGAAGAGGUUUGCCUAA